This is a messenger RNA of Miscanthus lutarioriparius, 1551 nucleotides long. NCBI's taxonomy places the organism in Eukaryota, Viridiplantae, Streptophyta, Magnoliopsida, Poales, Poaceae. The record is from the annotation of a GenBank genome assembly.
AUGGCAUUCACCUCCCAAUCCCUAAUCUUCCGGGCACCCGCCUCGCCUGCUUGUGCCCGCAUAGCCCCGUCGGCCGGUCGCGUCACCCUCCGGGACCACCGCGCCGCCUUCCCGCCCGUCGCGGCGGCCUCCACCUCGAUGGCAUCCUCGGAGAGCGAUGAUAAGAGGGAAGCCAAGCUUUGGGGCGGGCGGUUCGAGGAGGGCGUCACCGACGCCGUGGAGCGCUUCACGGAGUCCAUAUCCUACGACUGGCAGCUCUACAAGUACGACAUCAUGGGCAGCAAGGCCCACGCCUCUAUGCUGGCCGGCCAGGGUUUGAUAACAGCUACUGAUAGGGAUACCAUCUUAGAGGGGCUUGAUCAGAUAGAGAGGCUGAUCCAAGAAGGCAAAUUUGAGUGGAGGAAGGACCGGGAAGAUGUGCAUAUGAACAUUGAAGCAGCUCUGAUUGAGAGGGUUGGUGAGCCAGCCAAGAAGUUGCAUACCGCCAGGAGCCGCAAUGACCAAAUUGUGACGGAUCUAAGGCUAUGGUGUCGUGAUGCUAUUGACAAGAUUUUGAUUCGUAUCAAGCAGCUUCAGGCAUCUCUGGUUAUGUUGGCUUCAAAAAAUGUUGACUUAAUAGUCCCAGGUUAUACUCAUCUGCAAAGGGCACAGCCUGUUCUGCUGCCACAUCUUCUCUUGUCAUAUGUUGAACAGUUGGAGCGUGAUGCUGGUCGACUGGUCAACUGCAGGGAGCGAGUGAAUUUCUGCCCUCUUGGUGCUUGUGCUUUGGCUGGAACUGGACUUCCCAUUGAUAGGUUCCAAACUGCUAAAGAUUUGAAAUUUACGGCUCCAAUGAAGAAUAGCAUUGAUGCAGUAUCAGACCGUGACUUUGUAUUAGAGUUUCUUGCUGCCAAUUCAAUUGCUGCUGUUCAUCUUUCACGAAUUGGUGAAGAAUGGGUUCUUUGGGCGUCAGAGGAAUUUGGGUUCCUGACACCAAGUGACAAAGUUUCAACAGGAAGCAGCAUUAUGCCCCAGAAGAAAAAUCCGGAUCCAAUGGAGCUUGUUCGUGGGAAAUCUGCUAGGGUUGUUGGAGACCUCAUGACUGUUCUUACCCUCUGUAAAGGCCUUCCACAGGCCUACAACCGUGACCUUCAGGAAGACAAGGAACCCUUGUUUGAUAGUGUGAAAGCCGUAUUAGGAAUGCUUGAAGUAUGCACGGAGUUUGCUCAAAAUAUCUCUUUUAAUUCGAAAAGAAUACAAAGUUCCCUGCCAGCUGGUUAUCUGGAUGCAACGACGCUGGCGGAUUACCUUGUGAAGAAGGGAAUUCCUUUCAGAACUUCUCACGAGAUAGUUGGAAGGUCUGUUGCUCUAUGCGUCUACAAGCAGUGUCAGCUAGCUGAGCUUGAAUUGGAUGACCUAAAAUCUGUCCAUCCUGUAUUUGAGGGCGACGUCUAUGAAUAUCUGGGGGUUGAAAACGCUGUAAACAAGUUCAUAUCCUAUGGCUCUACUGGUUCAGAACAAGUAAAGAAGCAGCUUGAGGAUUGGCGCAUCCAGCUCGGGAUCAGCUCAUAA